Photinus pyralis (common eastern firefly) is the source of this 2768-nucleotide messenger RNA. RefSeq names its product nuclear cap-binding protein subunit 1 (gene Cbp80). Gene Ontology annotation, molecular function: mRNA binding; RNA cap binding; protein binding. Gene Ontology annotation, biological process: nuclear-transcribed mRNA catabolic process, nonsense-mediated decay; mRNA export from nucleus. The record is from RefSeq and is a predicted model, not a curated record. The transcript has 6 exons. Bases 131 to 2521 code for a protein of 796 amino acids. Lineage: Eukaryota; Metazoa; Arthropoda; Insecta; Coleoptera; Lampyridae. Gene Ontology annotation, cellular component: nucleus; nuclear cap binding complex.
AAUUGUUGAGGUUGUGUGUCUCUUUUUUGAGGUUAAGUUGGUAAUUAAAGUUUUGCUUUGCGGCUGUUGUAUUUGCAAUACUUCUAUUUUUAUUGUAAAAACUAUUUAGAUCUCUCGUACGAGUUUUAAAAUGAGUCGGAGAAGAGUUCACGAGGAAGACGACGGUUACGACCGAGCUUACAGAAAAAGGCGCAGAGUAUCUGAAAAUCAAGAAAUCGAGGAUCGCUUGGAGUCUCUCAUUUUGAGAGUGGGGGAGAAGAGCACCUCUUCGCUCGAAUCAAAUUUGGAAGGUUUGGCGAGCGUACUAGAAGCCGAUUUGGGUACGUUUCGUAUGAAAAUUUUGAGGAUUCUUACGGAUUGCGCUAUUAAAAUGCCGGAGAAAUGUACGAUAUAUACUACGUUGGUGGGGUUAUUGAACGCUAAAAAUUUUAAUUUUGGAGGAGAAUUUGUGGAUUACAUGGUGCGUACUUUCAAAGACUCUCUUAAGGCUUGCAAGUGGGAUGCCGCACGGUAUGCGUUACGAUUCCUGGCAGAUCUAGUAAAUUGCCACGUAUUGUCGGCCGUGUCUCUACUGCAAUUGUUAGAUAAUAUGAUUGAUGCAGCGAAUGAAGAUUCAGUACCACAAGUCCGUAAAGAUUGGUAUGUUUUUGCCAUUCUAAGCACCCUACCUUGGGUGGGUAGAGAACUGUAUGAGAAGAAGGAGAGCGCUUUGGAACAUUUGCUAGUGUCCAUUGAAAUCUUUUUGAAUAAACGUGCGAAAAAGCAUCAUAAUGCUCUGCGUGUUUGGUCUAUUGAUAUUCCCCAUCCGCAGGAGGAAUAUUUGGACUGUUUGUGGUCGCAAAUUCGUAAACUGAAACAGGAUAACUGGGCCGAGAAGCACAUCCCAAGACCUUACUUGGCAUUUGAUUCAAUACUCUGUGAGGCUCUGCAGCAUGCACUGCCAUCAAUAGUACCCCCCCCUCACCAUGCUUCAUAUCAGUAUCCUAUGCCUUGGGUAGUGUUCCGAAUGUUUGAUUAUACCGAUUGCCCAGAAGGUCCAAUUAUGCCAGGCGCUCACUCAAUCGAAAGAUUCUUAAUCGAAGAACAUCUGCAUUCGAUCAUCGACAUGUACCACCUAGAGAGAAAAGACUGCGCUGCACAUUUACUCAACUUCCCUUACAAGCUCAAAAUUCCACUGGAGUAUUGCAUUGUUGAAGUAAUAUUUGCGGAACUGUUCCACAUGCCCAGUCCCAGAUUUUUGGAAAUCGCCUACGGGUCGAUUCUAAUCGAGCUUUGUAAACUACAACCGUCUACAAUGCCACAAGUAUUAGCGCAAGCGACCGAAAUUCUAUUCAUGAGAAUAGACACAAUGAACGUUUCGUGUUUCGAUAGAUUCGUACUGUGGUUUGCUUACCAUUUAAGUAACUUUCAAUUUCGUUGGUCAUGGGAGGAUUGGGGUAGUUGCCUCACUUUGGAUAACGAACAUCCCAAACCGAAAUUCAUAAGAGAAGUGAUGAUGAAGUGCAUGAGAUUAUCCUAUUACCAAAGAAUCACAGAAAUUCUUCCUGAGCCAUUUUCUCGAUUUGUGCCUGUAAAGGGUGAACCAAACUACAAGUAUGCUAAAGAUGGUGCAGCUUCUCUUCCUGGAACAUCAGCAGCUCACCAAUUGGUAGUGUCCAUAAGACAAAAGUGUACACCAGAAGAAGUGCUAGGUGUACUGAAGGAUCUCCCAAAUCUUCGUUCCGAAGAGGAACCUGAGCGUCGUUUUAAUCCCUUAAAAAUAGACGUUUUUGUACAAACACUUCUUCAUUUAGGCUCGAAGAGCUUCUCGCACAGUUUUGCUGCCAUAUCCAAAUUCCAUUACGUUUUUAAGAUAUUGGCCGAAUCUGAAGAAGCGCAAAUAUGUGUGUUGCGAAACAUGUUCGAACUCUGGACCACUCAUCAACAAAUGAUGAUCGUCUUAGUCGACAAAAUGCUAAAAACUCAAAUAGUCGAAUGCUCCGCCGUGGCGAACUGGAUAUUCUCAAAGGAAAUGGUUCAAGAGUUUACAAAAAUGUACCUGUGGGAAAUGUUACAUUUGACUAUCAAGAAGAUGAACAAGCACGUCAUAAAAUUGAGCGGCGAAUUAAAUGACGCGCGAGAAAAGCUCGCGCGUGCCGAGUCGAGCUCCAGUGAGUCGGAGGACGAGGAAGGUACGGGCAAGAAAAAAUCCGAAAAUGCCGAGAAACCCACCGAAGAGAUGGUGGAACGAAUGGAAGAGCGUUUGGAAGUGGCACAAGCUGAUCAGAAAAAUUUAUUUUUAAUCAUUUUUCAAAGAUUUAUUAUGAUUUUGUCUGAGCAUCUUGUGCGUUGUGAUACGGAUGGACGGGACUAUAAUACCCACUGGUAUAGAUGGACGAUUGGGAGACUGCAGCAAGUGUUUCUAGAGCAUCAUGAACAAGUGCGAAAGUACAGCUCUACAUUGGAAACCUUGCUCUUUACCCAAGAUAUAGAUGUACAUAUACUGGAAGUAUUUCAACAAUUUGUUUCGAUGCAAUCGUAAGCCAUUGGGGUGGUGUUUAUACGGUGAUAAUGUUAUAACAAAUUGACUUAAUAACUAGUUUUUAUAAUGAAGAUUUCUAUUACGUAAGGCAGAGUUUUACAAUGGAUUGUAAAUUCAUUGUCGUAGAAUGGAAACUGUUUGAUAUUGAGUAAAUUUGUACAUGUUGAUUAGGUGGGAGAAGGAUGUAUUGGUAAUUAUAUUAGCAAAAAGUCCUUGAAAUAAAAUUAAAAGUUCGCACUGUAAGGGA